UUCCCGGAAGUGAUGAUUUUUGUCCCCGUGAAUCAGCUGAUCAGGAAAUUCGCUGAAUGUUGCAAACACGAUGUGUUGACCACAAGCAGCUAAAAUCACAUUUUAACAAUGGCUAAGUUAAAAGCGGAACCACUGGAUAAUGCCAGCGAUCUUUUACUCUGUUUUUAACGGAUUAGUUGGAGCUCAUGUGGUUUUGGUUUUGCAGUAGGAAGGACUCAAAUAGCUGCAUCAUAGGACAUCUGUUUAAAAUUGCCUAGUGAAGCUAAAGCAUGGAUCCCUUGGGAGCUCGUUCCCAGUUUGUGGAGGUCCAGAACCUCCCGACGUGGGACCAGCCUGAGGGAGUCCAGGACGAGGUGGACGGAGAAAACCUCUUAAUGGAGGAAGAUGACCAGCUGACCGAUCAGCUCAAUUCUUUAGAGUCCCCUUUCCCCUUCAGACAAGACAUCAACAGCAAGAUAGUACUAUUUAACGGAGAUGUGGCACUUUUAAACUGCACAGCAAUCAUCAAUACAAGUAACGAGACACUAACGGACAAGAAUCCUGUAUCAGACAGUAUCCACAGAUACUCCGGCCCUGAGCUAAGGGAUGAAUUACUCAAACUGAAAGGAUGUCGGACCGGUGAGGCAAAAAUGACAGAGGGUUUCAACUUGGCUGCACGCUUUAUCAUUCACACAGUUGGACCCAAAUAUAAAGCCAAGUACCGGACAGCUGCGGAGAGUUCUCUUUACAGCUGUUACAGAAACGUCAUGCAGCUUGCCAAGGAACAUGCCAUGGCAUCUGUGGGGUUUUGUGUGGUCAACACAGUCAAAAGGGCAUAUCCACUGGAGGACGCCACACAUAUAGCAUUAAGGACUGUUCGUAGAUUUUUGGAGAACCAUGGUGAAAACAUUGAGAUGGUGGUGUUUGCUGUUUCGGAUGUUGAGGAGCCAGUGUACAGGAAGUUAAUGCCUUUGUAUUACCCACGUUCAAAAAAAGAGGAGAGGAUUGGUCUGCCUCUCCUCCCUGCUGACAUUGGCAAUGCUGAGGGGGAGCCCGUGGUCCUGGAGAGACAGAUCCGCAUUGCCGAAAAGCCCGGAAAUCUAGAGGAUGACUCCAGGGAUGAGUCACUAGAGUCCGACCUGGGGCUGGUAGGAAGCCACGCGUUUGCUCGUAUGGAAGGGGAUGUGGAUAAGCAACGUAAACUCAUCCUUCAGGGCCAAAUGUCUGAAGCAGCCCAACAGAAACAGCACCAAAGGAACUAUAACCGCUGGCUUUGCAGAGCUCGAGCAGAGGACCUUUCAGACAUAGCAGCAUUAAAGGCACUAUAUCAGACCGGUGUUGAUUUGUGUGGUAGGACGGUCAUGGUUGUUGUUGGCAGGAAUAUUCCAGUUACACUUAUUGAUAUGGAGAAGGCGUUGCUGUAUUUCAUCCACGUGAUGGACCAUAUCACGGUGAAGGAGUAUGUGAUGGUGUAUUUCCACACACUCACCGGUGAACACAACCACCUAGACACCGACUUCCUCAAGAAGCUUUAUGAUAUUGUGGAUGCCAAGUUUAAGAAAAACCUGAGGGCUUUCUACUUCGUUCACCCGACGUUCCGCUCCAAGGUCUCUACUUGGUUCUUCACAACGUUCAGUGUAUCAGGCCUUAAAGAGAAGGUCCAUCACAUAGAGAACCUACAGCAGCUCUUCACCUGCAUCCUUCCUGAGCAGAUUGACAUCCCUCCUUUCGUCCUGGAGUAUGACACACGGGUUAACAGCCCCUAUUACACGGCUCAGUCCUCAGGCCUGUGAUGCUGCCAGAUAAACCCAGAAGCGAGGAAAGAACCUGCUUCUUCUCACCGGGCUGAAACUCAACCCCGAUGACCCGACUCUGAUCUCUCAUCUUUGCCAUUCCUGACUGGCAAGUUUUCUCUGUGACAGUGAGAGAGUGUCAAUCAAUAAUGCUGUAUAAACACAUCCUGCUUAAACCUGCUGAACGUGCCACAGACCUGUACCAAACCCAGAUGUCACUGAAGGAACCGCCUGCCUGACCCAAGCUGUUUUGGAGCAAGGUAUGCGUGUGUGGUGUAGAUGAAGAGACUGAAUGUGAAACACAUGUACCAGUGUCUGCGUGAAUAAUGGCUGGAAAUAGGCGAAACCAUUCUGGUUUUAAUUUCUUAAGUCCUUGGCCAUCCAAUCAUCCGAAAGCCUCAUAUUUUGCUGUCUAAGCUGUUUUGUUGUUUCAUGUCAUUCUGUGUCUGCAAAGUCACUAUAAGGAGUAGCGCUUUACUUUUUUAUCUUGAUGCUCUCUUUUUUUUUCUCACCACAAGCACUUUUUACAGCUUUAUCUCAGGUGCCAAACAACUAUCACUACAGUUUCUUAGGUUUGACAGGAAGCAACUUUUCCUCGUGUGUGUGUGUGUGUGUGAGGGAUGUGCUUUCACAAAGAUUGCUUUGUGCAGCUCUAAAAUCAGGUUGGCCUGUUGAGCUUUCUAUUAGCCUUUUAAUAAUAGUAUUUUCCUCUGUUCCUUUCAAUACGGUACAAUAUGGUUCUUGAAGCUCGAUCUGAGGUAGACUAAAAUCUUGCAGUGUGCCCGUUUGUGUUUCAUUUGAAGCAGAUUUACAAGCAUGGCCGAAGGAAUGUCCCAAACAGAGAGCUGAUCUCAGAGUGAAGCACUGUAAAUAGAUGAUUGUAGUUACUGCAGAUGCUGUCUAUUAUUCAUUCAGUUUUUCAGCCCUUAGUGUAGCUGUGCAUUGAUUCUUGUUAAAUUUCGUACUAUUUUAAAUGAAGUAUGACGUAUGAAUUAUGAAUUAUGAUGAUGGAGAAAAAAGAAUAAAAGAAUAUGAACUUUUGAUGUUAUCUUUAAUUUGUGUUUGGGUGUCUUUAUUGAAUUAUUUUGUUUAAUAUGUACAAUUCAGUUCGAAGCCUUUUGAAAUGGGUUUCGAAUAAAAGCAAGCCUUUUAUUUUGUUAAGUGUUUUUUCUUUAAGAUACUAGAUUUGAAGCUGUUAUUAUAUUCUAUUUCAUGAGUUAGUUUUAUUUUUAUAUGAAAUUGUACCAGUACUUAAGAUUUAUGCAAGUAAAUAGUUUAAUCAAAAUCAAAUAACUGAGUAUAGCUGUACUUUUAUAAAACCACUCACCAAAGGUUUCUAUCCACAUUAUUUUUCCUGUAAGAGCCAUUUGUACAUUUUACAUGCCAAACUUCCGGUCUCUUCCGCUUCCAGCUAUUUUUCACUGUACAACUGUUGUAUCUUACCAUGUUAUUUUAAUGUAUUAUCUUUAUUAUGAACACAUUGGUUUGUUGUGCAAACCAAUUGUUAUUAUUUUUCGCGUUUUCCCCACAGUGGCUAAUAAACCAGAAGUGAGAAAAUGG
This is a messenger RNA of Carassius gibelio (silver crucian carp), 3332 nucleotides long. Its product is annotated as ganglioside-induced differentiation-associated protein 2. The transcript is spliced from 14 exons. Bases 270 to 1772 code for a protein of 500 amino acids. Lineage: Eukaryota; Metazoa; Chordata; Actinopteri; Cypriniformes; Cyprinidae. The record is from RefSeq and is a predicted model, not a curated record.